This is a messenger RNA of Andrographis paniculata, 1856 nucleotides long. RefSeq names its product protein BIG GRAIN 1-like A. NCBI's taxonomy places the organism in Eukaryota, Viridiplantae, Streptophyta, Magnoliopsida, Lamiales, Acanthaceae. The coding region runs from base 320 to 1636 and encodes 438 amino acids. Gene Ontology annotation, biological process: auxin-activated signaling pathway. The transcript has a single exon. The record is from RefSeq and is a predicted model, not a curated record.
UCUGGCAUUAAGACAGUGAAGCAGCAGCAGGCAAGCGUGCUUCCAAGCUUUGAUUGCUCAUGGCUAUGGCUGCUCACCUUCCCAUUCCCAUUUCCAUUCCCAAUCCCAAUCCCAAUCCACUGUAGUGUCUUCUUUCUCAUCAUUUUGUUUGCCUCCAUUCAUACCAAACCUUCUCCAGCUUCUUAUUUGCAGCUUUUGCCCCUCCCUCGCCCAGACAAUUUCCCUUUCAAUUUCUUCCACCUGCACCGUCGCUACUCUUUUUGUCUCUCUCUUUCUAUUAUAUAUAAUAUAUAUACAGGCAGCAGCAGCAGAAGCAGCUAUGGUGGAUUUCCAGGCGCAGCAAUCGAUUUCGUGCUUUAGGUCAUCGAGUAAUCCGUCGUUCUCGUCGUCCUUGCUGGACGCGAUUUACCGGUCGAUUGAUUUGGGGGAAGACGAGGCGGCGGCGGAGGAGGAGGAUAGAAAUACCACGAAGAAUAUGAAGCACAACUAUGGCGGCAGGACGACUGAUCACGAGGAAAUGGCGAAUUUCCGGCGAGCGUGUAUGAUCGAGAAGUGGAUGGAGAAGAAGGUUUCCGAGAAGGUCGAUGUUCGGAAUCGGAAGAACGCCGCCGCCGCCGAUAAUUUGGAAACGGACAAGUUCUGGAGGAAGGAGCUUAAUUCCAGCUCCAGCUCCUCUGAUUCUAGCGGCAGCGGCGGUUAUGGCUUCUUCUCCUCCUCCGACGCUGAAUCCGCUUUCCCCGCCGCCGUCCAGCGGCCGAAACUGGUUCGAACCGGAGUUUUCGCAGUGGAGAAGGAGGUUCAGAGGCCGAAGCCGGUUCGGACCGGCGGUUCUGGGGCGGGGAAGGAGAGAGGCGGCGGGAAUUUGGAGAGUAACUGCCGGCGGUACGGCGGAGAGGGAACGGAGAAGAAUAUUCCGGCGGGAGGAGGAUCGUUUAUGAAGACGAAAUCACGAGCGCUGAAAUUGUACAGCGAUUUGAAGAAAGUGAAGCAGCAGCCGGUGUCUCCCGGCGGCCGCCUCGCCGGAUUCCUGAACUCGCUCUUCGCCGGAGGGAAUAAUCCGGCGAAGCAUAAUAAGUCGCCGGAUUCUUCGUCGGCGGCGAAAUCUGCGAACGCGUCGACUUGUUCGUCGGCGUCGUCGUUCUCGCGAUCGUGUCUCAGCAAAACGCCGUCGUCUUCUCGAGGAAAAUCAAAAUCGUCCACCGCCGGAAAAAGGUCCGUCAGGUUUUCUCCGGUGAGCGUCAUCGUCGACGACAGCGAUGAUUCCCGCCGGCCGUGUGAACGCAACCAGACAUUAAAUUUCAAUCUCCCUACCACCACCACCACCGCCGCUGCCAUGAUCAGGGAAGAGCUGAUGGCGGAAGCAAUGAAGAAAAGCCGGCGAGUGGAGGCGGCCGCCAGAGACCUUCUGAGAAGCUACCACCGGAAAAAUCAAUUCGAGUAUGAAAUUGAUCGGGUGAGAAAACCGCAAACCACAAAUCACAUCUUCCAUGGCGACGACGACGAAGCUGAAGAAGAUGACGCCGGAAGCUGUGGAAGUUCCGAUCUGUUCGAACUGGAGAACCUUUCCGGCAUCGGAAUGGAGGAAUUACCCGUUUAUGAGACGACCCGACCCAUUUGGGAAGGAAUGGUCGAAUAGAAUUACCCGUUUAUGAGACGACCCGACCCGACCCAUUUGGGUAGGAAUAGUCGAAUAGGAUUACCGUUAAUCCAUCCCUAAUCCUGUAAUUAAUUAAUUAAUUAGUUAAUGCAAUUGGGUGGGUAGUUAAAAGUUUUGUUUAAUUUAAUUUAAUUACAGCAGUAACUUGUUAGUGCUACUUCAGUUGAGUUGUGAAUAUAUAUGUUGUCUUUAAAUUAUG